AUGCUAAAUUCACCAGUGGCUGUCCAGGCUGGAUCAUUAUGGCUGACGAAUGAUGCUCGCCUGAAUCCAGGAGCCCGGACCCGGGUUCGCGAUCCUGCGAUGAUUUGCCAGCCAGCCAGCCAGGCAGGCCACUUGGGCCCAGUGUGGAUCCGAGCAUCUCCGCUCUGCUGCUGCUCCUCCUCCUCCUCCACAACAACCGACGACGACGACGUCGACGUCGCCCUCGCCAUUCCCAUUGCCAUUCCCAUCGCUCUCCCUCUCCGUCUGCUCGACUCGCCCGUCCCGUCUUCGAAAACGGCGUCUUCCAGCCGCCCCCAGGAUCCUCGCAACCUAUCACCGCUGGCGGCGAAAGACCCCCCGUCCCAUCCUCCUGGAGGCCAUUUCGAGUCGUCUGCCCGUCUUGCUGUGCCACAGCCGCUGUAUCAUCCUCCGGCGUCCUCUGGCAUAGCCCAGCAGUCCAAGAGCCGUCCUUUCUUCCCCUUUCGCGGCUCGCCAUCCGGGUCCCGCCUCUGGAAUCCGAUCAACUACGUCCCACGCACCACCCUUGUCACCCCUCGUCCUCCGCAGUUUUCGGACGAAAACCUCCCCCUCGAGGGGAGCAGUCGAGACGCGUACCCUCUCCUGACCAUCUCUGAGCAGCGUCGCAGUCGCCAUAGUCCUUCCCCGGCCAGUCUCGUCGAACGCGCCGUCGAAGAGACCGAGAGCGGCCGCACGAGCAUCGGGUUGCCCCGAAGUCAGCGGCGAAGUGGCCAUCACGACCGGUCACCGCAGGCAGACACGCCCGAGAUGACGACCGGAGAUGCCAAUCGACCAGACCCGCGGAGAGCUCCCGAUGACGGUGUCCAGCCACCCCCCGCGUCACGCACAGUCGGCACGGGGCCCAACAACAACGAAGCGGCGGAGGAACUCGCAUGGGGUCCUGCCCACCCUUGUUUCCCACACAUGAAUCCCCACGUGCCGAUUUCGUCGGAGGAGUACACGUCGACUCGCAUUAUCCGCAUCCGCCGCGACUGGAUGGUUAAGGGGGAUCUCGCCCCGACGUUCUCGAAUCUGUAUCCCGAAAUCCUCGACCCGCUGCUGCCCGAGCAAGAGUUCCGCCGCAUCAUUGCCAAGAUCAACGGGGAGCUCAUCAAGGCGUUUGAUCCCUUCAGCUUCCGCAACUGGUUCGAUUACGCGAUGGGCCUGCUGACCGGGUGGCUCUGGGACGAUCUGGGGCUGUCGGGGAUCAAGAGCCAUCUGAGACGGUUGGAGGAGUGGCUGGAGAAAUGGAAUCGAGAAGUGGGCGCCAAAGAGGGGGUACGGAUCUGGAGUCUGCGGCGGACGGCGUACAUGACGCUGGACAUCCAGAUCCCCGACCCCAAGGUGGGCCUUGUCUCGAGUGAAGGGCCGUCGGCGCCGGGGACGAGACCAAACAGCGGGAUUGGGCCGGGAGUGCGCGCUGCUGCAGAGGAGGCUCAUAACCGGUGA
Rasamsonia emersonii CBS 393.64 is the source of this 1467-nucleotide messenger RNA. RefSeq lists its product as uncharacterized. The transcript is spliced from 4 exons. The coding region runs from base 1 to 1467 and encodes 488 amino acids. Lineage: Eukaryota; Fungi; Ascomycota; Eurotiomycetes; Eurotiales; Trichocomaceae. Gene Ontology annotation, cellular component: endoplasmic reticulum palmitoyltransferase complex; extrinsic component of endoplasmic reticulum membrane. Gene Ontology annotation, biological process: peptidyl-L-cysteine S-palmitoylation; protein targeting to membrane. The record is from RefSeq and is a predicted model, not a curated record.